UUUUUUUUCAUACAAGAUGGGUUUAAUAGAAGAUGAGCUUGAUGAAGUACGAAGAUGCUGUGAAACUCAGGUUCCUUACACAAAGGUGGUGACCACAGUGCCUGCUAUGGUUCGGAUAGAGGUUGAGAAAACCAGUUUUAAGAAGAUAAUUGUUUGCUUCCUGUUCCCCUCAGAGUAUCCGUCUCAACCCAUACUUAUUGAACUCAAGAGUAAAACAUUAAAGGACAAGCUUCUCACAGGACUAACUAAGAUUUGUGAAGAUGAAGCCAAAAAAAAUAUAGGGAAACCACAGAUUAUUUUGGUGCUCAAGCUCAUUUCAAAGUUCCUUGAGGAGAACCCUUUGUCUGCCUGUGCAGAUGAGAUUUCAACGCUUAAAUCCUUACUUGGUCCGGAGGACUCGAUCAGGCUUUCUCAAAAGAGCAGCACAGUCAGUUUAAAGUUGCAGAAAAAUAGGUACACCCUGCAGGCUAAACUAACUAUACCUGAAAACUAUCCGAUAGAACGUGUUGAUAUUGGAGCAACUGAUUGUAAUUUCCCAAGGGUAUUUAAAGUAUGGUUUGUAGAGAAUGCUAAAGAGCUUGCAAGAAGAUGUGUGGAACCUCCCUUGAAACCAAAACCAAACCAACCUAGGUUUGAAGCUAAAACUAGUUUACUUCCUGCUGCAAAAUUUUUAAUUGAAAGUGUUCAGAGAUAUCCUUGUGAACCUUGUCAGAUUUGUCGACAGGUUCUAUUUCCAGCGGACCCUGAAGCUGCAAUACAUAAUGAAAAGGCAGCCGCUCAUGUUGAGAGGGUUUAUUGUGGGCACGCCUACCAUCACGACUGUCUUAUAUUAUACAUGAAAACACCACCUUUUCAGAACGGGAAGAAAUGUCCAGGGUGUGGAAACAGAAUUUAUCAUGAGAAGUGGAAAGUUACUCCGGAGCUAGCAGAGGCCAGGUGGGCAAGUGAGCAGGCAAAAGCAAGGGAGCUGGGAGACGUGGUGGAGUUCAUUAAAGAUUGUACUUUAUGAAAUUAUUGUGCAUUUAUGCUUUCACUUCUAGGAUUACUUCAUUUUAUAUAUGUUUUGCCAGACCUAUUUUUUAUAUUAUAAUUUUAUACAAAUAGUUUUCAUUGGUUAUUUAUAUACCUAAGCAAAGUUUGUUCGGUCCUGAAUACGUUAGUCGUUUUUCUAUUUUUUUUCUUCUAUUUCCUGCUUAGCAGGUUAAUUCUCCGCAUAUUCAUCCAGAGCUCGUUUUAUUUGUACGUAUCGUACUAAACAUAAUUACUUAUAGCUGCAUGCUUGGGUCAUCAGUAUUGAAUCGUGUGAUAAAGGUUUUAAGAUGUAAUUAAUAAUUAUAUCUUUGACUAAUACAAAUUCAGCUGAAUUCGUUUCUUAAAUCUUUGAGGCAUUUUUACGUAAUUUAGCGUUAAAGCAUACACAAACUUCUAAAUGAUGGGAAGGACACCCGUAAUACCAGAUUUGUAUAUGAAAUAUAAAAAUGAAAUAUGAAAUGAAUAUGAAAUAUAAAAAUUUAAUUUCAGA
This is a messenger RNA of Eurytemora carolleeae, 1522 nucleotides long. RefSeq lists its product as uncharacterized. The transcript is spliced from 14 exons. Bases 17 to 1009 code for a protein of 330 amino acids. The record is from RefSeq and is a predicted model, not a curated record. Gene Ontology annotation, molecular function: protein binding; metal ion binding. Lineage: Eukaryota; Metazoa; Arthropoda; Copepoda; Calanoida; Temoridae.